AGCGCAAUGCGGUGGAAACUCUUCAUUGUCUCCGCUGGGCUAGCAGCCAUAGCGCCCUUCGGGGUCUCUGGUGCAGAGUCAGCGAACUCCAAUGGUUACUACCAGGAACCCUCCGGCAGCUCAUCCUUCACGCAAUACUCAGGAUGCGGCUCGCCUGCUUGUGGUGUUCCAGCCACCGGAUACACCGCUGCAAUGAGCCAGCUGUCCUUCGGUUCUGCGCCCGGAUCUGGCCCUGGCGAUGCCUGCGGGCGUUGCUUCCGGCUCACAGGCAGCGCAGAUCCGUAUAGCCCGAAUUACUCUGGACCUUUCAAUUCCAUCGUUGUCAAGGUCACUGACCUGUGUCCCGCGUCGGGCAAUGAGGUAUGGUGCGGCCAGACAACGUCGGACGGCGAGAAUCAAUACGGGAUGCCAGUGCACUUCGACAUCUGCGAAGACACCGGAGGCGCCGGCGCGUUCUUCCCGUCAGACCACACGGCGCUCACCGGCUCCUACGAGGAAGUGAGCUGCAGCGAAUGGUCUGGCUCGGAUGAGAGCGCGCUCUGGUCGGGUGCAUGCAUCAGCGGCGAGUCUGCAUCCUUCUGGCCGAGUGGGACUGGCUGCGGUAACGAAGGGACCGCCCCGUCAUGAGCGCCUCGAGGUAGCUAACGGGCAGUCUGCGACGCGGAUUUCCCAUUUCCGUAGCCAGUGCGUAUGACGAGCCGAUGACAUUGAUUGGUUGUCGUGCAAACGUCGUGUUUCGUCCCUACGACAACAUGUACCUGCAUCGUCACCGCCUCAGCAACGUGCUACACACUGGUUUUCUGUGUGUAUGGAGCCUCAGUUAACGUAUUGAGGGAGACCGCAUCCAAACACACUCACAAGAUAAGCGCCCCAAUACCCUUGGAACAUCCAUGUACCAUGUCAACCU
Rhodofomes roseus is the source of this 907-nucleotide messenger RNA. RefSeq names its product endoglucanase. Bases 7 to 627 code for a protein of 206 amino acids. The record is from RefSeq and is a predicted model, not a curated record. The transcript has 7 exons. Lineage: Eukaryota; Fungi; Basidiomycota; Agaricomycetes; Polyporales; Fomitopsidaceae.